Molecule: messenger RNA, 1308 nt
Organism: Sphenostylis stenocarpa
Lineage: Eukaryota; Viridiplantae; Streptophyta; Magnoliopsida; Fabales; Fabaceae
Source: the annotation of a GenBank genome assembly
AUGAAUAUGGACGAAGAAAACGGCGAAGGAAGUACGAAGAGGAUCCAAGUUCGGUUCGUGACGAAGUUGAGCGCUCCGUUCAAAGUUCCGACCAACGCCAUCGCCAUCCCAGCCGACCUCACUCGAUUUGGCCUCUCCUCUCUCGUCAACGCACUCAUUCAAUCCAACGACGCUGAUUACGAGCCUGAACCGUUUGAUUUUUUGAUUGAUGGCGAGUUCGUGCGGAUGUCGCUCGAGCAGUUCCUUCUCGCCAAGGGAAUCUCUGCGGAAAGGAUAUUGGAAAUUGAGUACACGAGGGCUGUGGCCCCACGAAAGGAGGAAGACCCUUCUUUACAUGAUGAUUGGGUCAGUGCUGUUGAUGGUUCUUCUUCUCGGUUCUUUUUGACAGGAUGCUAUGAUGGUUUAGGGAGGGUAUGGAAAAUUGCUGGAUUAUGUACUCAUAUAUUGGAGGGACAUUGUGACGCAAUCACCUCUGUUAGUAUCAUAAAUCCAGAAGGUCUGGAAACUGUUACGUUAGCUACUGCUUCGAAAGACCAGACAUUGAGGCUAUGGAAGCUCAAUACAGACGAUCCUGUAAACCAUCCUAUGAGGGUCAGGGCAUACAAAAUCUUGCGUGGUCAUAAGUCUUCUGUACAGAGUGUUGCAGCGCAGACUUCUGGAGAAAUGGUUUGUUCUGCUUCUUGGGAUUGCACCAUCAAUAUAUGGCAAACUAAUGACUUUAAUGCAGAAGAUGACCUAGUGUCUAAGAAGAGAAAAAUUGGAGGUCAUGUUGAGGAGUCCCAAUUAGAGGGAGAGGCUUUCACUACUCUUGUUGGCCAUACACAGUGUGUAUCUUCUGUAGUUUGGCCACUACGGGAGUCAAUAUAUUCUGCAUCAUGGGAUCAUUCUAUUAGGAAAUGGGAUGUUGAGACUGGCAAAAACAUGACUGAUAUAUUCUGUGGGAAGGCUCUCAACUGCCUUGAUAUUGGUGGGGAAGGUUCUGCUUUGAUAGUUGCUGGUGGUUCUGACCCUGUCGUUAGGAUUUGGGACCCUCGUAAGCCAGGAACUUCUGCUCCAGUUUUUCAGUUUGCUUCUCAUACGUCUUGGGUUUCAGCUUGCAAAUGGCAUGACCAAUCUUGGUUUCAUUUACUUUCUGCAUCCUAUGAUGGAAAAGUUAUGUUGUGGGAUCUGAGAACUGCGUGGCCUCUUUCUGUAAUUGAAUCACACAGUGAUAAGGUAUUGUCUGCUGAUUGGUGGAAAAGUGACAGUGUUAUCAGUGGUGGCGCAGACUCCAAACUUUGCAUUUCUUCAGAAAUCCCUGUAAGGUAA